GAGAGAGUGGCUGGCUUGCUUGUUGUAGUGGGGGAAUAGAGGAUUUUACCAUCCGUGUUCACUUCCCGUAGCAAACACAGCAGUCAGCUGGUGUGGAAACAACAGCCCUCACCUGCUCUAUCUGGUGCCACUGACAGUGGAAAGGACCUGGAGGCUCUGUUGGGGUGGAGGGAUGUUUCACACGCUGUAUGAGUGGUUCUGGUGGGACAGAUUGUGGCUGCCAGUGAACCUGACAUGGACAGACCUGGUGGACAGAGAUGACCGGGUCUAUGCCAAAGCCUCACAUCUCUACGUCACUGUCCCCUACGCCUUUGUCUUCUUAUUCAUCAGAUACCUGUUUGAAAGGUGGAUAGCAACACCACUCGCAGUCUCUGCUGGGAUCAAGCAGAGGGUCCAUCUGAAAGCAGAAGACCACCCCAUCCUGGAACUCUACUACACUACUCAGAGUAGGAAUCCUGCUCAGGCAGACACUGAUGGGCUGUCUAAGAAAAGCAGUUUGUCAGUGAGGCAAGUUGAGCGCUGGUUCAGGAGAAGACGCAGUCAGGACCGUCCUGGAGUCCUGAAGAAGUUCAGAGAGGCCAGUUGGAGGUUUGUCUUCUACCUGUUGGCGUUCAUCGGAGGAAUAGCAGCACUGUAUGAUAAAGAAUGGUUUUAUGACACUCGGGAAGUAUGGACAGGUUUUCCAAAGCAGUCCAUGCUGGAGUCUCAGUACUGGUAUUAUAUUUUGGAGAUGAGCUUCUACGGCUCUCUUCUCUUCAGCAUUGCCUUUGAUGUCAAGAGAAAGGACUUUAAGGAGCAAAUCAUCCACCACUUGGCCACACUGAUCCUCUUAUCGUUUUCCUGGUGUGUCAACUACAUUCGUGUUGGAACGCUGGUCAUGCUCUGCCAUGAUGCCUCUGAUGUUUUACUGGAGUCUGCCAAAUUAUUCAACUAUGCCAAAUGGGAGAAAAGCUGCAAAACUCUUUUUGUUCUGUUUGCCAUAGUGUUUAUGGUAACACGGCUGAUCAUCUUUCCAUUCUGGCUGAUCCACUGUACCUGGGUUUACCCCGUCCACCAUUACCCUGCCUUCUUUGGCUACUACUUCUUCAAUGUGAUGCUGGUGGUCCUCCUCUGUCUGCACAUAUUCUGGGCCUACCUCAUUCUCUGCAUGGUCAGGAAAUUCAUCUUUGGCACUCUGACCAGAGAUGAGAGAAGUGACAAUGAAGAAGAGGAGGAGGAAGACAGCAGCUCAACAGAGGACGAAGGCGCAGAAGAGCACAAGUUUGGCAACGGACUGGCAGCUGACGAGAAGGACAUGAACGGCUUUAGAUGUUUGUCUCCACCAGAGAACAUCUGCCGCUCAAAGACUGUGUACUGACCCAGGCUCAGUGUGAUCAGUGGAGCUGAAGAUGUGAGAGACAGAACAGUGUGAAAUACAUUUCAUUGAAUAUGGACUGAAAAAUAAGCAGAACCUGAUUUAUUCCUUCAGAUGCUAGAACAUAACCUAACUCAAAUAAGCCUUGCUGUUCUCACAGCACUUUGAACUGCGCACACGUACAGGGACAGAGAGACUUAGAGAUGUUUUUGACUGUCUGUUCCUCCCCAGUGUUGUCAGUGGAAGCAGUUCACUCGACAGCACUGCAGGUCAAAAGAGACCAGUGAACCAAACAAGCAAACCACACACAAACCACACACAAACCACACACAAACCCCACUGCGUGCUCAUCAUCACAUCUAAUUUGUUCCGCAUUGUUUGUGAAGUGCAGAGCUGGUGUUGUGUGGAACAUUCCCCCAGCUGCUGCACCUCGCUGUUUCAACCAGCAAGGCCUGCUGGCCUUUAUAUCAACACUCUGUUGUCUUGCUCCUCUUAUUUAUGGUCACAGGGAGAUGAACCAUCACCACCAUCACCACCAUUUGUGUAUGUGCCCUGUCACCAAGUUCUUAGCACGUCACCAAGAUCCUGGAAUAAUACCACGUGACUGAAGGUUUUCUGUGUGUCUGUUAGUUUGUAGUAAUUUGAUUAAACAUGCACCAUAUGAGCACAACAUAUACCAGAAUGAUAUCUUAAAACUAGAUUUUGACACAGGUCAACUCUGCAAGAUGGGACCACAAGAUAUAGUCCAAAUGCAGUUAAUCUUUUACCAAAACCAACUAACAUGCAGUGAACCUAGGACUUUUGGAGCCCCAGGGAAUUGGAGAUUUUCGUGGAUUUUCCAGCUUUGCAUGUUUGGUAACCUAUCUUUGGGCCCAUUGGUCCAGGAUGUGUUUAACCUGGAUCAUGUGACUGGAAACAUGGAGACAUUUCAGUUGCUAACAAGGCAAAAGAAGUUCAUCAUAUCCUCUAAUUUCUGUAACUACCAUUCAUUCGUCUGCUCAAAUUCAAACUAUAUGUAGAGAGGGAUGGAAAGACAUAUUCUUCUAGUGUGUGCUUUCAGAAUUUUAGUGUUGUUGUUUAGUUUGGUUCAGUAUCUAUUACUGUAGCUCUUUCCAUUUUCACAUACAGUGAGCCAAAGUGAAACAGGAGUUCUGGGUGCUGCUGCAGAUGUAAGAAAACCUUGUUAAAAUACACUAAUAAAAA
Messenger RNA from Toxotes jaculatrix (banded archerfish), 2557 nucleotides. RefSeq names its product ceramide synthase 3a (gene cers3a). Gene Ontology annotation, cellular component: membrane. NCBI's taxonomy places the organism in Eukaryota, Metazoa, Chordata, Actinopteri, Toxotidae. Bases 173 to 1357 code for a protein of 394 amino acids. Gene Ontology annotation, molecular function: sphingosine N-acyltransferase activity; DNA binding. The transcript has 11 exons. The record is from RefSeq and is a predicted model, not a curated record. Gene Ontology annotation, biological process: ceramide biosynthetic process.